AUGAUUAUUUUUUCCUUAAAUUUAAGAGGAGGAGGAAGUCGAGCCAAGAGGAAGAGAGUUGGAUAUCACAUUCGAAAAGGGGAUGUUGACAUUUGCUUUAUUCAAGAGACAAAGUUAAGUGGCAUAGAGUUUAGUGUUGUAAAAGAAAUGUGGGGAGAUAAUCAAGUGGAGUGGUCGUAUUUGGAUGCCAACGGGGCGUUGGGAGGCAUUCUAACGAUGUGGAAAAAGUAUCUCUUCAACUUAGUCUUUUGUUUCCGAGGAGAGGGUUUUCUAGGUCUUUGUGUGGAGAAGGAAGGAAAACUAAUUUACUUUGUGAAUGUUUACGCUUCUUGUGAUAUAACCACGAGGAUAAGGUCUUGGGAGAGGUUAUGUGAAUUCAAAAACAACAACUCUAAAGGCUCUUGGUGCAUUGGAGGAGACUUUAAUUCUAUCACCUCUCUAGAGGAAAGAAUUGGUAUAUCUACGCGUAGCUAUAGGAGGGAGAUAUCGAGCUUUAAAGAGUUUAUAGAGAACAUGGAGUUGGUGGAUCUUCCUACUAUAGGAGGAAAGUUUACUUAA
Vicia villosa (hairy vetch) is the source of this 558-nucleotide messenger RNA. RefSeq lists its product as uncharacterized. Gene Ontology annotation, biological process: base-excision repair. The record is from RefSeq and is a predicted model, not a curated record. Gene Ontology annotation, molecular function: double-stranded DNA 3'-5' DNA exonuclease activity; DNA-(apurinic or apyrimidinic site) endonuclease activity; phosphoric diester hydrolase activity. The transcript has a single exon. Gene Ontology annotation, cellular component: nucleus. NCBI's taxonomy places the organism in Eukaryota, Viridiplantae, Streptophyta, Magnoliopsida, Fabales, Fabaceae. Bases 1 to 558 code for a protein of 185 amino acids.